CCAAAGAUCUGUCUAUCCAUCUCCACAAACCUCCUCCGAAGACGGUGAUUGAUCAGUGUGGUAUGGUUCGCAAGAAAGGCUGGCUGGAAGGGUGGGCCGCGUGGACGAACUCGUUCUUCAGCCAGCUGUUCUUCAACAUCGGAUGGCAGAUAGGCAAGCGGCCUCUCGCCUUCAUGGUACAUAAGUCAAACAGCUAGCUGGCCCAGUGAGUGAGGCGACAGCCGUGGUUGUGCUUGUGCUUGUGCUGAUGGUUGUGUGUGUGUUGUGUGGUUGCAGGCGGUAUCUAUCGCGUGCGUGUUGCUGUGCUCCAUCGGCUUCGUGUGCUGGAAAGAGGAGAACCCACCAGGUACGGAGCGGAGCAGUUUGUUUCGUGUUGUCUUGACGCGCACGUUGCUUGGGUGGGUGUGGUUGUGCAGACAAGCUGUGGGUGCCGCAGGACAACAUAUCCAACGAGCAUCGGUACGCCACCUCACCCUGAGAUAUUAAUUCAUGUGUCUGCUCUUCUUUGAUUGUGGCGUGUUUGCGUCACUGUCUGUGGGUCACUAGUGACUUUAUCGCCGACAACUUCGGCGAUGACAAACAGAGGCUGAACUAUGUCAUCAUACGAGCGAAGGAUGACAACGUCCUCUCUGUCCGGUCACUCACCGCCAUCCAACAGGUGAUUGGAAAAUUCAGUAACAGCAGGCAGGCGGCACUGGUGGUUUGUGUCUCUUUCAGAUGCACGCGAAGCUGCUAUCGCUGCAAGCCCGCAUGGACAAGAAGUAUCGACGCGACUUUCCAAACAUACCUGACCCUUUCACAUUCAGGUGGCAACCACCAUAACAUUCCUUCCGCCGACGCCUCACUCUCUCUCUCUCUCUCUCUCUCUGCUGUUUCUGACCCACCCAUCUAUCCACCCACAGCGACGUGUGCGUGAGCCAGGGCACCAACAAGUGCCUGCUGCCGGGCCUGCCCGAGGUGUUUGACCUGGCCAGUCCGAUUACCCUCACACAAGCCGACAUCUUGAGCGCCGUCGAUGCCAAUGAAGAGGAAAUCACGCCGUGGCUUGGGAAGAUCCGCCGGGACGGUGCUGGCAAGAUUGUGGGUGCGGAGGCCGUCAUCAUGACGUACUUCAUCACCGCCGGCCCAGAUUUUGAGAUUCGCGAAGGAGUGAGUUCUUUCUGAGACACAGACCCGGGCAAGGGCAACUGAUGGUAUGCCAUGAAUGUGUGUCUUUGCUCGUGCAGGGUGACGACGUCCAUCCUGCAGGUUUGGCGUGGGAGCAAGAGGCCCUCGACGAGGUCUUCUUCAAAGACAACGAUGAUCUCGACUUCGCGCCUCUGAUGGACCGCACUCUCUCUGACACCUUCGGAGAUGCCAUCCAAGGAGGUACGCAGAUUUCCACCACUUGGCCCUUCCCCUGUUCACCUCUUCUCCUCACGUGGUGCUAACCCAACAGAUAUCUCGGCACUCUUCGUUGGGUAUCUGCUGCUGCUCGGCUACCUCUUCAUUAACCUCGGAAAGCGAGAUGUGGUGCACUCGAAUCGUUCUGUCAGCUUGCAUCGUCUCCCCUGCCCCACCCCUGUCCGUCUCUGAGCGUUUAUGUCUCACUGAUUCUGUGUCUCUCUCUUCACUGAGUGAUUCAUUAUGGACGAUACAAGAUAGUGUCCAUGUGUGCAUGGCUGUUGCGUUCCUUGCCUGUCCGAUCAGACCAUGCCAAUGGCACGUCCGUGCAGCGGGCCGUGCUGCA
Vitrella brassicaformis is the source of this 1729-nucleotide messenger RNA. Lineage: Eukaryota; Vitrellaceae. The record is from the annotation of a GenBank genome assembly.